AUUGAAGUAUGUUCCACUGAUGAUGUUAUUAAAGUUAUGACAGUUGGAGAGAAGAACAGAACAACAGCAUCAACUAAAAUGAACACUAACAGUUCAAGGUCUCAUCUCCUCCUCAGAUUGGUCCUGGUUUCUUAUAAUUCAGUAUCCAAGACUACCACUAGAGGUAGUCUCACACUAGUUGAUCUGGCAGGAUCAGAGAGAAUAUCAAGGAGUGAAGCAACUGGACUGAGACUAGUGGAAGCAGCUGCCAUCAAUAAAUCAUUAUCAGCUUUAGGACAAGUGUUUUCCUCAAUAAGAGAGAACUCGCUCCACAUUCCGUUCAGAAACUCAAAACUGACUCACCUCCUCCAACAGUGUCUAGGAGGAGAUGCUAAAGCGUGUAUGUUUGUUAAUGUGAGUCCAUUGGAUGCUAAUGUACCUGAGACUAUCAGUACACUGGAGUUUGGAAUGAAUGCAAGACAAGUAGCACUGGGGAAGGCAACAACACACGUCACUAAAACAACUUAAAUAAACUCUCUCUCCUUUUCUUUCUUCGUAAUUUCUUAUUUUCAUAAUUUCUUCCUGUUUCUGUACUUUUCUUUUAAUCUGUUAAAAUUUGUAA
This is a messenger RNA of Amphimedon queenslandica, 601 nucleotides long. RefSeq names its product kinesin-like protein KIN-14M. Gene Ontology annotation, biological process: microtubule-based movement. NCBI's taxonomy places the organism in Eukaryota, Metazoa, Porifera, Demospongiae, Haplosclerida, Niphatidae. The coding region runs from base 37 to 507 and encodes 156 amino acids. The record is from RefSeq and is a predicted model, not a curated record. Gene Ontology annotation, cellular component: microtubule cytoskeleton. Gene Ontology annotation, molecular function: microtubule motor activity; ATP binding; microtubule binding. The transcript has 4 exons.